Molecule: messenger RNA, 3949 nt
Organism: Rana temporaria (common frog)
Lineage: Eukaryota; Metazoa; Chordata; Amphibia; Anura; Ranidae
Gene: TAB3
Product: TGF-beta activated kinase 1 (MAP3K7) binding protein 3
Exons: 8
Coding region: 373-2439 (688 amino acids)
Cellular component (GO): extracellular exosome
Molecular function (GO): ubiquitin binding
Source: RefSeq, a predicted model, not a curated record
GACGUCACGAGACCACGGGACCGGAUGUAGGAAGUGAGUGUGGUCUCUGUGCUGAAGAGGCUCAGUACAUCAUCAUCAUCCCAGCAAUUUGUGACAUCUCCAGCACCCGCUGUGAGGCGCUACGGCCUGGUGACGUCACACGGCGUUCAGCGGGCCCGGGAUCCCGCCUGUGUGCUGCCGCAGGCUGGGGACCGGCUGGACCGCUCUGUACUGGCCUGACAUGGAGCACUGACAGCCUGCUGCUACACCGACAUGGGAGAGCAGUGAGCUUCUUCCCCGUACAGAAAAUGCAGGAAGGUUCAGAAGAUCACAACCACCGGAGGGCGUUGUGAGUCCCCUCCUAUUACAACGUAGUGCUGCAUCAAUGUGGAGAUGGCGCAAAGCAGUCAACAGCUUGACAUCCAGGUAUUAAAUGAUCUUCAGCAACGCUUCCCUGAGAUUCCACUGGAAGUGGUAUCUCAGUGCAUGAUGCAGAAUAACGGCAACAUUGAUGCCUGCUGCCGAGCCCUGACACAAGAGAGCUGUAAAUACCUUUAUAUGGAAGGGCACAAUCCAGAAGACACUAGAACAAACAAUCUUUUGCACAUCAAUCUUGGCAUUCACCCAGGCACCAAUUUCCAUGGUGAAGUAACACAAAUGAAUGGUCGUCCACUGGUUCAUAGCUCAAGUGAUGGGCAUAUUGAUCCUCAGCGUGCUUCUGGCAAGCUUAUAUGUUUGGUUCAAGAGCCUCAUUCUGCCCCAGCAAUUGUGCCACAAAAUUACAAUCAAUUUUUCUUGAAUGAACGAAACUCGCCAACUCCUCCCCCGCAGCAAAGUGUCAAUUCGUCAGCUAUGCAAGCUUCCCUGCCAAAUUAUAUGCACAUACCUCGCUACAGUACAAGUCCUAUAACUGUAACAGUAUCACAGAAUAUACCCUCUGCUCACAAUGUGCCCAGAGCUUUACAGAUUCUUCCUCAAGUGCAGAGCAAUCCUUAUGGGUCUCCAAGUUCUAUUUACAUUAGACAGUCUUCCCAAAAUUCUCCAGGAAGACAAACCCCACAAAACACACCAUGGCCCCAGUCCUCUCCAGUUCCUCACCCAAACUACAGUCCUUGCCCUCAUCCAGCAUUUCCUCAGAGUUACCAAUCUACACAGUAUUCACCUAAACAGCCUCAAAUUCCACAGUCUGCUUUUCGUUCCCCUCCUACGUCACAAUGUACGUCUCCUUAUAGCUCCCCACAGCAUCAAGUGCAGCCUAAUGCGCUAAGUCACCAGACUUCACAUGUGUUCAUGCCCCCUAGUCCCUCAACAGUUUCUCCUCAUGCUUAUUCCCAAGCUCCACCUCCCUAUCCAAAGCAAAGUAGCCAUUCUGUAUCUUAUCUACCCUAUGGUUCUGGCAUGAACAAGGCUCCUGGGAUGAACAAAAUAGAAAUUACAGUUGAAUCACAACAAAGACCAGGAAAUGCAAUGAAUAGAAGUCCUUCACCAAUUAGUAAUCCACCCUCCCAGCGGAGUCCACAUUCUGCAUAUGCCUCAAGUGCACGACCAGGCUCACCUUCAAGGGCGAUACAAGGCCAGCCAAAGACUCCAUACGGUGUUAAUCCCUUAUAUAUAACCUAUUCGCAACCACCGACCACCUGUGGCUCUCCCACGCCUUCUCCUCGUGUACUGAUGUCUCCAUCGAACCCAACUGUUUUUAAAAUUACUGUUGCACGGGCUCCUACUGAAAAUCUUCUAAAUAUUGUGGACCAAGAGCAGCAUCCGGGUGCUCCAGAACCUAUACAGCCAAUUUCGCUGAUGCCAUCAUCAGGAGUUGAAAAGGGAAUUCACAAAUACCAUCGAAGUUCCAGUUCUGGAUCAGAUGACUACGCAUAUACCCAAGCCUUAUUGUUGCACCAGCGGGCAAGGAUGGAAAGACUUGCAAAAGAGCUGAAACUUGAAAAAGAAGGGCUCGAGUUGCUGAAGGCUGAAGUGAAUGGAAUGGAACACGAUCUGAUGCAAAGACGCCUCAGAAGAGUGAGCUGCACCACAGCAAUUCCAACUCCAGAGGAGAUGACGAGACUGAGGAGUCUGAAUAGGCAACUGCAAAUAAAUAUAGAUUGUACACUGAAAGAAGUUGAUCUGCAAUCCAGGGGUGUGGGAAAGAUGGAUUUGAGCAACUUCUAUGAUAACAUAGCUCCUGGUCCUGCUGUACCCCCCAACACUUGUAAAAAAGAAUCAUCUGAUUCUUCAGUUGAAAGAAAAGCAAGAAGAAUCAGUGUGACCUCAAAUAAAAAACCAGAGCCCCCUGAUAUCCCUAAUCCUGGUGCUGGGGAUAUUGCUCAUCGGCACAGACCCAACCAGAGACACGCAAGAGAUGAAGAUUUUGAAGGGUCUCCAUGGAAUUGCAAUAGCUGUACUUUUCUCAAUCACCCAGCACUAAACCGUUGCGAGCAGUGCGAGAUGCCUCGGUUCACCUGAAUCUGCUGCCAGCUGCUUCACUUUGCUUGAGGUUUUAUACAGAUACUAUCUAGCAUGCAAGGGAAAGUAGGGACCUUACUUCAGUGUAUCAGCAAGCUGAGCCCAACUCCAGUGCCGCAGUUGGAAAUGCUUUGUUCGCAAGCAAGACUCAUAAUUUGCAGGUCAGCCCUGUUUGUGAUCUACCAGAUCGCCUCUCUGCAUUUUGUGCGUAAAUAAUGGAGGUCUCAAAAUGCUGGUCAUUUGGUUUCUUCUCCAGAAGACGAGAUCUAGCAGAGGGGCAGACGGGAGUCACCAUUUUGCAGACCAAUCGUUUGGAUUAAUGAAGCGGAAGACAGAUGAGAUGAACAGAAAUGGUCUUUUUUUUUUGCUUCCCAGAAGUAUCCUACUGAAUGAAGACUUUGGUGGGGAGAUGGUGUUGUAGUAUAUGAUAUUUUAUGAAGCAUAUUCAGAGAGAAGUAAUUGCUGCUUUCUUCAGGGUAAUUAAGUCCAUAUGAAAUUAAAACGAUAUGCUGUUAUUUAAUGUUGCUGUGAGAAAUCAAGGUUUUAGCCUUACCUUUUUAGAGCACAUUAUCCAAUGUAUUAAUGCAGUCCCCUUCUGUUUGUGUUGUGUCAAGAAAGCUAUAUUGUCAGACUACUGGUUAUGUUCACACAUUUAAUAUAUAACAAGCUGAAGAUGGACAUUUUACUGCAUGUAUUCAGUCUGUAUUCCUGUUGAAGUGAUUCCCAAAAGUUCUUUGGCACAUUCAAUGUGACUAUUAUGUAUGAUUACUCCCUAAAGAGUCUGCAAUACCUAUGCCAAAACGCAUAUUUUACUUUAGCGCGUUCAUUGAAAUGUAUACACUAAUAUACUUACCACACAGGAGCGGAAAAGAAAACGGGCCACAUAUUCUUCUUUUACAAAGGGCAGCAUUAUUAUUUUUAAUUUGUUCACUUGUGAUAAUUCACGGAAAAGUGGACUUGUCCAGUCUUUUGUGUGUGUGUGUAUAUAUUUUUGUAUGUAUGUAUGUGCGCGUGUGUGUUUUAUACAUCCACAUAUACACAGGCAUGCACAUUUUCUGUGUAUUAUUUUUCUUCCUCUCUGUUUUUCCCUCUUGUCCGUAUCCCCCAGUCUUUUCCUCCCAACCUGCUGUUGAGCUUCCCAUUUUGUGAAAAUUGCUCGAUGUUUACAGCACAGAAGGUACUUUGUGCCCUCAAUGGACCCACUUGACUUCAAUUAAAAUGAAACGCCAGAGUCGAAAUAGCUGUGUUAUUUGCACAUUGUUAAUGAACCUGCUUAUAAAAGUGAAGGCAGAUUUAGAAAUGUUGUGCACUGCAUUUUUUAAAGUAAUAUUUUUAACUUUUUUUUUUUCUUUUUGUUAGAACAAAAUACAUAAAACUGAAAAGAAUAUAUGGUUUAAAAAUAUCAUGCUGGUACUUUAAUGCAUCUAAAUUCCUGUAUUGUAAAGGUGAUUGGUUUGCAUCCUGCAAGUGGCUGAAAUAAUAAAGCACCCAAUUGUUUUGUGAAUCACAA